CAGUGCUUGAUUUUUAUGGCAUUGUUAAAGGGGUAAUCAUAGUGCCAUUUGCCACCGUGAUCACUGUGAAUUGACCUCUCUUUGUCAGACCUUGUUAUAAUUUCCAGACCCCUGGUUGAGAGCAGCUCUGUAUUGCACCAAUUAGAGCGGUGAGUCAUAUGUCACUGGCCACUGGAGAAUUCAGUCUCUUCCACUUUGAGCUAUAAAUUUAUCUCUCGCUGUUCCACCAUCAAGGUCUAUUGUCACUGUGCUGGUGACUGACGUGUGGAAGUCAUCUGUAUCCUCUGUAGGGUUUUUGUAAUUGCAGUCAUCCACCACAUUUGAAUUUGUGUAAUUACAUACUUUGCAUGACUAGUGUACAAUCUCAGAAUGCCUCACUGAAACUUCUACAACCAAAACUGGAGGGAUUUCUGCACAUUUCCACAGGUGUUCACAGUAAGUAAACAACAAAAAGACCAAUGUUUUCCUCCGUUGAGCUCUUUCACAGUAUAGUCAAGGGCUAGGCCCGACUCCCAAGGCUGAAUUAGAUUAAUGAAAGCGGUGCAGAGUAUCUAAUGACCAUCUCCCUGCUUCACUGGAUGCUGGAAAGAUGGAGAGGCAUGCAAAAGUGCAUCAGGCCUCGUUGGUUCCUCCUCUGCUCCCCCUCCUUUCUCCCCCGCCCCAAACAAGUAAAUGAUCCUUGAGAGCGCUCUGAGAUACAUUACAUUAGGCUGAGUCAAGCCCUGUCUGCAUCACUACGGCAUUUCGCUGGUUCGGUACUCAGUUUUACAAGAGGAAUGGAGCAGUGGAGUAUGGGCUGAGGGGAGCGGCGAUAGUGGUGCAAUUAGAUUCUUAAUGACAAGGGAGUCAAGCGAGUAUCUCGCUGAGAGAAGAGAUAAACGGGAAAAAAAGGAAAAUAUGCAAAGAUAAUGGAAAUUAGACGAUUUAUGGCCAAAUGGCCAAACUUACCGUUUCUCCUAACUCGCAUCAUGUUGAUUAUGAAAUCCACAUACUGUGAAUCACUGCUCAACUAUCCAGCACAGUGCCAAUAUUUACUGAAAGACUUCUAGCAAGGCCAGAUAAAAACUUCUGAUUUUGAUUUAGCUAGAAUGUGGAGUUCUAUAGAAAGUGACAACCAGUGGAGUCAUUCGAGAGAAUACAGGUUUCAGGCACUUCUGUAAUGGCUUCACUUUCCAGAGUCUAUGUCCAUUUUUAUUUACAGUUUAUGACUUGCACCAAAAUAAAGAAAUAAAUAAUGAUAAUAAUAGAAAAAAAAAAUUAGAAUUAUAAAAUGUCCACUUUUUUACUCCAAUCUACCUCUAAUCUAAACCUCCAGUCUUUUUUAAUUAAGGCUGUGCUACUCACACACACACACACACACACACACACUCCAUAAACAGAGAUAAUGUCUGUCACUCUGCAAACCCUUGCAUUAGUUUUAAUGAAGAGGCGAUCAUAAUGUCCACUUAAAGUCACAGAUAUUGUUUUGUCAGUAUAACCAGAGCAGUAAAAAUGUCAUGUGCAUGGAUGAAUUUCUUUUCUUGCAGCCAACCAAAGCCUGUGGUGUAUGUAUGUAAUGCAGUACAUUCAGCGAGAUGCCGAGCGUAGCCUGUAUGUGCUCGUCACACAGGCACAGGUGGUGCUCCAGUGCUCCAGCUCUGCGUUAGUGGUCACCCAUAAGCCUAAUAGGAUCCCUCAUGAGAUGGUGUGCUUAGAUGUCACUGUUGAUGGUCGGGGCUUUUCUGCGUGCAAGCGUAUUAGUGGUGCUAAAAGCAGUAAUACCAUCAGGACCAGCGUGGUUAUGAGGGCGUGUCGCUUUAAAAGAGGGGGAGAAGAAAAGAAGAGGAGGCCAAGGGGCAGAGAGGGAGGGUUUAGCCCGGAGGAGGGGAUCUUGUUAGUCCAGAGGAAUCAGUGCAGUUACCCUCAUACAGGUAGCCACUUGCAGAGAGUACAGCAGAUGCACCUUUUGGUCUCGAGACAUGUUCAGUAAGUUCAAGGGCCUCCUCAGUGGUCCGCAGGUGCCAGCGGCUCCUGGGACCACCAGAGUGGCCCCCGACCCAGCUCCAGCUCCAGCUCCAGCUCCAGCGAAUGAGGAGAAGGCAGCCGAUAAGGGGGAUGAGGCCAAACCGCAGGAAUCAGCUCCAGCCCCGGGCCCUGCUCCCGCACCAUCCCCGGCCCCGGACCCGGCCCCGGACCCGGUUCCAGCCACAGCUCCGGCAUCAGCCCCAGUCCCGGGCCCUACUCCUGCUCCAGCUGACCAAGCUGGACCUGAGGGAGAGGAGGCGCCCCCACCCAUCGUCAUCAACAAGUACUCAGACGAGCAGCUCAGAGCCAUCAUCAAACAGAUGAGAGAGAGACAGGAGCUGUACAAGGAGAAAGUGGUGGAUCAGUACGCCUCUUCCCCCGAGAUCAGCCCUCCUGUCACACCUCUGCUACGCAAAGACGACUACGCCAAAGUCAUAGAGGAGAGGAAGAGGCAAGCGGAGGAGGAUCGGAUAAAGAAGGAGGAGGCUGACAAGAAGAAGAAAGAGGAGCAGGAGAAGAAAAAGAAGGAGGCCGAGCAGAAGAAGAAGGAGGAGGAGGAGAAGAAGAAAGCAGAGGGCAUUGAUGAGAAAAAGGAGCAGGUUGACAUGAAGACCAAGUUCAUUCAAACGGCCUGGCUCACCGUGGACACUGUGCUGGAGCCGUUUGAGCAGCAGCUGGAUUUUGUGCUAGGGAACACCAUCGACCCUUUCACCGACCGCCGCUACGUCGCCUGGCUGAGCGUGGUGACGCUGGCCUUCAACUACAACACCUGGUUCAUCACGGCGCGCCUGUGCUUCCCGUACCACACCGAGAGCGCCAUCCCUUUCUGGUUCGUGAUGGACCUGCUGGCCGACCUCAUCUACCUCGCCGACUCCGUCGUCUUCCAGUCCCGCAAACAGUUCGUCAAAGCAGGAGACAUCAUAAAAGACAGACAGAUGACGAAGAAGAACUACAGGGAUUGCGAGAGAUUCAAGAUUGACAUGCUGUGUCUCAUACCUUUUGACUUGCUGUACUUCCAGUUUGGAUUCAAAUCCAUUUUCAGAGCCAAUCGUCUGCUGAAGGCUGAUACAUUUUUUGAGUUCAGCGAUCGUCUGGAGAGCAUCAUGGCCAAGGCGUACAUCUGGAGAGUGAUUCGCACCAUCGGUUAUCUCCUCUUCAUGCUCCACCUCAACGCCUGCUUCUACUACGUGGCCUCAGAGUACCAGGGCAUCGGCAAAACUAAAUGGGUCUACUCUGGCCUCGGCAGCGCGUACCUGCGUUGUUACUACUACGCUGUCCGCAGUCUGAUCAACAUCGGGGGUCUUAACGAACCCCACACCGUCUUUGAGAUUACCUUUCAGAUGACAAACUUUUUCACGGGCGUCUUUGUGUUCUCCAGUCUGAUCGGACAGAUGAGAGAUGUCAUCGGCGCAGCCACAGCAGGACAGACGUACUUCCGAGCCUCCAUGGACAACAGCGUGGCCUACAUGGUGGCCAACCGCAUCCCCUCCCUGUGUCAGAAUAGAGUCCGCACCUGGUACACGUACACCUGGGAUGCUCAGGGAAUGCUGGAUGAGUCGGAGCUGCUGGACAAGAUGCCUCUGGUGAUGAAAACCGCCAUCGCAGUGGACAUCAACCUGGCGACCUUUCAGAAGAUUGAUCUUUUUAAGGGCUGUGACCAGCAGAUGCUGGUGGACAUGUUGCUGAGGCUCAAGUCGAUCAUCUAUCUGCCCGGAGACUUUGUCGUGAAGAAAGGCGACAUCGGUAAAGAGAUGUACAUCAUCAAAGGUGGCGCGGUGCAGGUGGUGGGAGGACCCGACAACAGCAUUGUGUUCGUCACCCUGAAGGCCGGAUGUGUGUUCGGGGAAAUCAGCCUGUUGCAGUCUUCCAAAGAUGGAGGAAACAGGCGCACAGCCAACGUCAAAGCCUACGGCUUCGCCAACCUUUUCGUCCUGGAGAAGAAGGACCUGUUCGACAUCCUCGUCCACUACCCCGAGUCUCAGAAGGUGCUGGCCAGGAAGGGAAGGAAGCUAAUGAAGGCUAAAGGUCCAGCAGCAGCGAAGGCGGAGGAGGACAAGAAGAAAGGACUGGCUCUGUUCGGACCCAAACCAGCGACACCCAAACUGCUGCGCGCUUUCGGAGGAAACCUCAACAAGAAGCUCAUCGAGAGGAUGAAGGCUUCUGGUGGCCAGUGAACACACACACACACACACACACACACACACACUGAUUUUGUUUUCUUAUUAACUCUUUUUUGAGAGUGAAUGUACAGAUUUAUUGUCAAUAUCUAACCACUCUUUUGUACUGAGUGUUGUGUUUUCUGUCGCAGCAUAGUGUUUAAGACAAAUGUUCCUGUCACCCCCAGGGUUUUUGUAAAUCCUUUUCAACUUGUUUGGAGCUACAUGAGCAGGGUUGACCAUUUCAGGAUAGUCUGACAAAUUAUUACGAUGCAAAUGCCCAUAGGAAUUUUACGCCUUAGGGCCACAUUGGAGAAAAAGGAGAAUAAUUCUGUGAAUUGGAGAAUAAAUUCGUAAUAUUACCAGAAUAAAAUUGAGAGUCAUAAUAUAACAAGAAUGAAUUCCUAAUGUAUUGAGCAGAACAAUAAAGUCGUAAUUCAAUGAGAAAAAUAGGUCAAUGUAUGAUAUUUAGAGAAAAAGAAAAAAAAUACCAGCCAUUUCCUCCUCAUCUUCAAGUCUGUGGUUCUAAUGACCUAAUGACUUAUAAUAAUGUGGUGCAGAUGUGCCAAAAGAUUCAGUAUUUAGCUAUCUGUGAAACCUCUCCUAAACUUUAACUGAACAAGAUGCUCCACAUUCCUCCUUGUAACCACGGCGUCAGGCCCAUCUUCUCAUAUUCCCCCUCUAAAAUGACAUGUAGCCUAAAAUUGUGUUUGAUUCUUGCAAUAUUACCUUUUUUCUAGUAAUAGUAGGAUUUUUCGCCCCCCUUUAAGUGGCCCAAAUACCCCGUCUUGUAAUUUAAACUCUGCUUCAUCAAACAGAUUUUAAUCAACACCAAAGUAGAUUUGAACACAUAUUUUGAAUCAGUCAUGAUGAUGUGCAGUUUGAAUCCAGAGCCUGCUGCCCCCUAGUGGAUUCUGCUGCUUAUAUAUUGUAUGAAUAUAUUGUCCUUUUUUUUGCUCGUCUGCUUUUAUUGGCUUUAUAUUCACAGUAGUUAUAAAAAAAUUAGUAGAAGCGACCCAUCAUUCUAAAAACUGACGUGAUUGUUCUCAAAUAAUUUGACCAUUUGUCAGUCUGCUUAAAUAAAUGACUCCCUGACUUCAGAUGGGUUUACUCCAA
Messenger RNA from Scophthalmus maximus (turbot), 5276 nucleotides. RefSeq names its product cyclic nucleotide-gated cation channel beta-3-like. Gene Ontology annotation, molecular function: cGMP binding; protein-containing complex binding; intracellularly cAMP-activated cation channel activity. The record is from RefSeq and is a predicted model, not a curated record. Bases 1959 to 4178 code for a protein of 739 amino acids. Gene Ontology annotation, cellular component: photoreceptor outer segment; intracellular cyclic nucleotide activated cation channel complex; plasma membrane. NCBI's taxonomy places the organism in Eukaryota, Metazoa, Chordata, Actinopteri, Pleuronectiformes, Scophthalmidae. The transcript is spliced from 17 exons. Gene Ontology annotation, biological process: monoatomic cation transmembrane transport.